This is a messenger RNA of Myxocyprinus asiaticus (Chinese sucker), 1792 nucleotides long. Its product is annotated as centrosomal protein 43-like. The transcript is spliced from 21 exons. Gene Ontology annotation, cellular component: centrosome. Gene Ontology annotation, molecular function: protein binding; calcium ion binding. NCBI's taxonomy places the organism in Eukaryota, Metazoa, Chordata, Actinopteri, Cypriniformes, Catostomidae. Bases 26 to 1705 code for a protein of 559 amino acids. The record is from RefSeq and is a predicted model, not a curated record. Gene Ontology annotation, biological process: microtubule anchoring.
UGUGGUCACAUGACACAAACUGAAGAUGUCUGCGACAGAGGAGGACACGGAACUUAGAGACCUGCUGAUCCAAAACUUGGAAAACAGUGGUGUUUUGAAUAAAAUCAAGGCAGAGCUGCGUGCUGCUGUUUUUCUUGCCCUAGAGGAACAAGACAAAGUAGAGAACAAAACCCCUCUUGUGAAUGAAAACCUGAAAAAGUCCCUAAAUACAAAGGAUGGACGCUUGGUAGCAGGUCUGAUCACUGACUUCCUGCAGGUCUUCAAUUUAGACUUCACCCUCGCUGUGUUUCAACCUGAAAUUAACACGCUGAAUGGACUUGACAGUCGUGAAAGUCUCUUGGAGGAGCUUGGCAUCUCUGAAUCGGAGGUGAACAGAAACACCCCUCUCCUGCUGGAACUGGUUAAGAGGAGCCGUCAUAAGGACAAGACCUCAAUUUUCACAGAGGGAGGCCGAGUGGCAACUUUUCCCAAGGAAUUGUUGCCCUGUCAAAUUGCUGAAGCCCGCAAAAAAUUUGACUUUCAUGACAAGGACAAAAGUGACGAGAUAAAUAGGGACGCAGUUAUUGCCAUUUUCGCUGAUCUUUUUCCCCAGUUCAGCAGAAACAUGCUGGAAAAUUAUGUCACUGAGGAACUCGGAGCUAAAGGCAAGGAUACAAAUAGUACUAUGGACUUUCAGGCAUUCCUGGGAAUGUACAAAUGCUUCUUCAUACAGUGUCGGAGUGUGGUCACUAAUGACUAUAGAGAAACCCUUCACUCCUCGAGUAAAACUACUGAAGAUAGAAUCAUAUCAUCUUCCGCCAGCAAGAUACCCAGGUAUAAAGGAUUUGUUAAGCACAGUUCAGCGCAGGAAGAGAAGGCUGACUCAAAGACUGCGGACAGAAGUCAUGGUGAAACACUGGGGUGUCAUAAGAGCAGAGGGUCUGUUCAAGAGCUUGAUGGGUCAGAAGAAGGAUUGGGUGAUUGGAGGAGCGCACCCACCCCACUGAGGAGAGCACUGGAUCUUGGACUGGAGGAUGAGGAUGAGGAAGGAGACUCAUUCUUUGAUGAUCCUCUUCCUAAACCUCAGAAGACCUAUGGCUGUAGUUUACCUUCUGCAGAUAAGCCUUAUUCAGGGCAGAGGCAUUCUGAAAAAAGCAGUAGUCAGAAAGAUCACCACUGGCAGAGGGAAGGAAGCCUGCCAGGGCGAUCCUUAUCCCAAAUGAAGAGGGGCACUAGCCUCAUUGACCUGUCUGCUAUAGGCAGUGAUAAAGAGGGCGAUGCAGAGGACAUGCUUUCUGAUUGUCAUAACAGGCCCAGCCCUGACUUUGAACCCAGGAGAGACCACUCGGGCAGCAUUUCAGGGAAAGCACUCUCAGCAGACGUACAUUUGAAGAACACAGGAGGAUCCAUCUCUGUUGAGAGCAGCCAGAGAUAUCAUGUGUCCAACAAGAAUGGUACCUCUAGUUCUAAAGAUAAAAGGGUCAAAGAUUUUCAAGCACAAAAUGAGAAAUCCGGAUCCCCUUUGCUAGAUGAAGAUGUUGACUAUGACGAUGACUUCAACAGUCAUCGCUCUGAAAACUCUAAGAGUGAAGUGAGCAUCGAUGAGGAAAUUGAGGAGGUCUCAAUAGAGGGGCCUGACAUUAGUGAAAAGUUUGAUGAAACCACUCAGGAUGUGAGUGUCUCGCAGAUAAGCUUGGGUGCCGACUACAUGGAAGAUGUUGCGUGACCUCUAACCCCUGUCAGCCCCUUAUUUGGUACUUUAUGUAUUUAUGGAUUUAAUUGUGUUGACAAUAAAAAAUGAACAACCAUGUGA